Messenger RNA from Alnus glutinosa, 1925 nucleotides. RefSeq lists its product as uncharacterized. The transcript is spliced from 4 exons. NCBI's taxonomy places the organism in Eukaryota, Viridiplantae, Streptophyta, Magnoliopsida, Fagales, Betulaceae. The coding region runs from base 257 to 1633 and encodes 458 amino acids. The record is from RefSeq and is a predicted model, not a curated record.
AGAAAAGAAAAGAAAGUUCAAGAGUUUGAUUUAUGUCAUAUGGGCUAUCUUAUAAAUCAAUGGGUUGCUAGAAUUAGCUUUUACAAGGCUCUGAAUAACUUAGUUCUAGGUGGGUUUUCGUUUUUUCCGGUGGAAAUGUGAUAAACUCAGAUCCGGAUCCAGCAAUCCAGUGCCUCGACCUGCCUCAGGUAGGUGUGGGCUGCCUGAGACUUUCUUAGGUAGCAGCAAAAUUGUUGGGAUCUUUAUUGAUAAACUCAUGCAUGGGACUCAAGAGCUGUCUAUUUUAUUCGUUUUCCUCGGUUUUCUAGGCAACCAAACGGUGUGGUUACUUGCUGAAGAAGAUAUGAGGUUAAAGAAUGCUGAGUCUGGAAGGUUUCCAAAUUUUGGAGCCAUCUUUAUGUCGAAUCAGAGUACAAUGGAAGAGUGUUUUGAGAGAAAAUUACUUGGCCUACCAGCUUCUCAAACUGAUUUUGUUAGAGGAGUUGAGGUUGGAAUGAUUUUGUUUCUUUUUGAAUAUGAGAAGCGAAAACUCUUUGGGGUUUUUGAGGCCACUUCAGAUGGUGAGAUAAAUAUUGUUCCCCAUGCAUACAGUUCAUCCGGGAGGCAAUUUCCUGCACAGGUUCGAUUUACCACAAUCUGGCAUUGUCUUCCUCUUUCAGAACAUGAGUUUCGUCAUGCUAUUCUCAGAAAUUACUAUGACAAGUACAAAUUCAAUUUUGGUCUAUCUAAAAAUCAGGUUGAGAGCCUUCUCAUGUUAUUUGUUUCAAAAAAAGUUGGAGUCCCAAAAUCUCCAACUUUCAUAAACAGUGCUAGAAAAAGGCAUUGCAAGCAUUCUAGUGAAGAAACAGAAUUGAAAGUUAUAAACCCUAACCGUGUUUCUGGCAAUCAACCUGUUACAUCUAGAGAGGAGCCAGAAGUGUUGAAUAUCUCUUCCAGAAGUUUUAGUAUUGACCUUGGAGAUUUCAUACCAUUGGCUUCGCCUGAUGAUUCUGAACUUGCUGAUGCAGAAGCUCCUUUCUCACAGGUUGGGUAUUUUGAGAACAAUCAAACAGAAUCGGCUACUUUUGAGUGUUGCGAAGACUUUUGCUUCCCUAAACCUUGUGUACCUGUCAUGCCUACCUUGAGUGAUGAAACAUUUAGAGUGGAGAAUCUUUAUCACCCAUUUGCUGCGUCAAGUUCAUAUGGGGAUGCCUGCUAUGGAAUAGCCCAGUCUUCCUCUGCUGCUGGUUCAUUGUUUAAUUUGGGUGAUUGCCACUUGAAGGACAGUGCUAACCAUUUAAGAGUACAAAGUUCAGGCUGCCAAGAACAGAGUGGUUUGUAUUAUGGUGAUAAAAUUCCAAGCAGCAAGGGUCUGUAUUCUGAUACUCUGGACAAGAGAACUAGUGUGUUUUCUCGUUUAGAUUGGGCCUCAAAAGAUUUUGUACAAGAGAAAGGGGAUGAUACCCGAGUGGAUAAGUCAGUGGAUGAAAUCAUGGAAGAGUUGCUGCAGAAGUCAGACAAGUGGAGAAAGAUGGUGAAACAAGAUGAAUCUGUUGAACAUGAAAAUGAAUAUUGUAAUAAAAAGAAGAGAAUUAGCGUGUUUUCUCGCUUGACAAAGGAUUCAAAAGACUCGAAAAGUUGUUGGACAAGAUAAUUCCAACACAAGAAGAACGCAGUGGGGACUGGGGAGUGGAAGAAGAGGAUGAAAAAGAAUAUGUUAAAUUCACUGAUCGAGAAUUCAAGGCAAUGGCAGAGUGUCAGGCUUGGCAGCUUGAAAAGAUGCUGUUGGGAAAAAAAAAAACAAAGAAAAAAGGAUGGUAGCGUCAGGCUUGGUAGCUGCUAGUUAUCUGUAAUUGAAAAAUGUUUCUAGCACAUAUUUUGUACAAAAAGUCUUACGUAGCACUUUAUUUAAAAAAAAUAAAAUUAAAACAGCGUGUCACGUAAAA